AUGUUGGGAUUGUUAUGUUUUGGUGCGUGUGCCAUCGGCCAGGCAAUCCUGGUAGGCGAUGGCUCUACUCCGUAUAAGAACAGCUACUACGUUCCCUGCACGGAGGAUCAGUCAGAUUGCGUGAAGGACAGGUGUGUCGCAUUCGGCCGGGGCGCAACACUCUGCACCGAGUGCCAAUCUGGGAAGGUACCGAUCAAUGGCAGAUGCGUAGGACCCGACGAUCCAGACUCACUUCUAGACUCGAGCGUCUGCACUUCGGAAAACGGCAGCAGCGGCGGACAACGCUGCAAGGCGUGUAGAGACCAGAACGAGGACGCUAGUGAGGACACAGACAUCUUCCUCUUCUACGGGGGCUGCUACAGCAAGAGCGAGUGGCCGGGCUCGCACAUCUGCAGGACCGCCUCAGGUGGGGCGUGCAGCGUCUGCGAGACAGAGCAUGGGUAUGUCUUCAUGAACACGGGGCAGAGCGCCGCCGAAAAGUGUAUUCUGUGCGGCGACACGGCCGGCUUCGGCAGCAGCGUCGGAAUAGACGGCUGUGCGGUCUGUGUCCCUCUGUCGCAGGAGUCCGUGUCAAGUAGUCCAGCAAGCGCUAUCCAGUGCACUGCCUGCUCCGCUAACGACAAGGCCCCGAUUGACGGCCGAUGCACGGAUGUCGGCGCCAAUAGGUGCGCGAAUGGGUACUGCACUCACUGCGCGGCUGAUUACGUCUAUCAUCGAGGGGGCUGCUAUAGCAAGAACGGGGUGGGAAACAAGGUCUGUGCGGAAGGCGAUCUCUUCGAGAUAGCCGGCUACUCGGCCUGUAAGAAGUGCGUCAACUCCAGCGAGGUCCCGCACAACGGGAAUUGCGGGCCGAUCGACGAGCUGUAUAACUGUAAAAAGGACGCCUCCGGUGGAAUGUGUGCGGCCUGCAACCAGGGCUUCCCCGGCCGCACGGUCUUCCUGUACGAGGGCGGUUGCUACAACACCACCGACCCCGUCGGAGGGACCGUGUGCACAGAAGCCUUCAACGGCAGGUGCACUUCUUGUAACGAAGCGCAGGGAUACUAUAAGAAGGACCUGGGAUGCGAUUCGUGCGCCGCUGUGAUCGCCGACUGUGCCAGCUGCGUCCCCCGCUCUGGCACGUCCGACAUACCCAUCUGUGUCGGAUGCAGGAACGGCAAGUAUGCAGCCGUAGGCGGGGCCUCUUGCGACGCCUCGUGCUCUCAGCCGACGACGCCCACCUGCACGGACGGGCUCUGUCGCUGCAGCUGCGGGGUAGGGUCUUACCUCAGCACCACCACCAACAGCUGCACCCCCUGCGACCCGGCCUGCGCAGACUGCAUGAGCCCCGGCGCCGACGGGUGCGUGUCGUGCGCCCCGGGCCGUUACAUUAGGUACGGCGACUCCGGCAGAUCCUGCGUGGAGCCCUCUGAGUGCGGCGACGGGUACUACGCGAACAGCGACAGUUACACCUGCACCCCGUGCGGCAUCGACGCAUGCAAGGCCUGUAGCAAGAGCGGCAACGGAAUCAAGUGCACGGCGUGCUCCUCCGGGUACCUCUCCGCCGACGGAUCCUCGUGCUCUUCUGAGUGCAACGGGCCCAACCAAGUAAAGAACGGCAGCGACAACUGUGUCUGCGUGGGUGGGUACACCCUGAGAGAUGGCGUUUGCGUUCUCCAGGCCAGGAGGGCCAGCUCCGUGCCGAUUGCUGUGGGGGUCGCCGCCUCUGUCGUCGGGAUCAUGGUCGUCGCUCUCGUCUGCUGGCUCGUUCUGCGGCGGCGGCGAGGACCGAAGAGCCUCUCGACUAUGGCGGGAUCCCGAAGGCUUGCAGGCACCGUGGACGAGUUCUAG
Giardia duodenalis is the source of this 1830-nucleotide messenger RNA. RefSeq names its product High cysteine membrane protein Group 1. Lineage: Eukaryota; Fornicata; Diplomonadida; Hexamitidae. The transcript has a single exon. The coding region runs from base 1 to 1830 and encodes 609 amino acids. The record is from RefSeq and is a predicted model, not a curated record.